AUGAUUAAACUGUUCUCGCUCAUCUUCCCCUUCGUACUAAUUUCGAGUACCGUAUCGAGGAUCGUACUGCUACACAACAACAAAUGGAAUCCACAUUACGGUAAGAUGACAAAAUAUAUAUAAAGACAUCAUUACUGUGAUUCAUAAGAACUUUAGACAUACUUUGACAUCAAAAAAGCGUUUUACUUUCUACAAAUUGUUACCUAAAUUUCAGGUAACCCUGGUGUGAAACUGCGGUUAACCCAACGUGGCGCUGAACAUCUCAAAAAUGUAGGUGUAAAGCUACUGAACGAACGGAUAGCUCAACUACAAGGAUUCCAUGUGCAACACUCAUUCUCUCAACCGGGAAUCGAAGGCUACAUUCAUGUAAACGACAUCAAAACUCUAAGUUUCCAGCCUCCAUCAGCUUCGUUCAUCAAGUUUUCAGCACCGUCCUUUAUCACCUUCGCCAUUGAAAACACAGCCAUAUCGUAAGCUUUCCGUAGCCAAUUUACAUUUCAUAGAAUUUAAAAAAACCAAAUUUACGUCAUAAAUGGUUAACAGAGAAAGUAAAAUUUAACUUGACCAACUAAAACAAACCCUUUAGACUAGCAGGACGAUUCCUGGGAGUGGCAGGAGCUGGUGUCUUCCAAGUCCCCGGCCAAGUCAGCGGGCAUAUGUCUGGAAUGUCGGUAUCAUUAACAACAUCGUUCCGAGCAACUCAAGACGGCCUUAUGGCUGUGAAUGUGGUUAACUGCUCCACCGUAAUCCAACAAAGCAACUUUGUACUCCAACCAGAAGGACCACUCAGUACCAUCGUCAAAACUUUUGAGGUAUGAACAAGUUCAAGUUUGACUAUCCCCUUCCUUUUAUUUAUGUCAUUCGUAUACAUUUACGUCCUAAACAAAGAAAUCUUGCAUUAUUUUAGGCUCAAAUAAACGAUGUUAUUCGUCAGAGAAUACCAUCCAUAUUCUGCAAAGGCCUUCAAGAUAUUAUUGAAAAGAACUCACCCAAUCUGUUCAGAAGACUGGCUACUGCACAACUACAAGAUCACUUCCAAGGCUUUAAUUCGUCAGAAGUCAUCGAGAGCUUCAUCCGACGGUUUACUCACGGUCUUUACAUUGACGGAAGCAACAUUGCUGACCCUAUCGUCACAAACGACUUCUUCGAGACACAACAAAAAGGUAAAACAAAAUAUCCAAACCAAUGUCUAGUUUCUACAUUAUCCAAGUCAACUUUAUGACCUUUAUAGACCUGAUACUUUUAUAAACAUUAAUAAAAGUUGAAUAACACUCACCUUGCAGGAGAAUUGCGCUACAAUAACAGUCAAGCAUCGGCUCCAUUCUAUCCACGUCCAAUUCCUCAAGAUAAUGAUUCAGAUCGUAUGUUAUAUCUAUACGGCUCCGACUACACGUUAAACUCGUUGCUGUACCACGCUUAUCAAACUGACAAGCUUACAAUCAAGGUAAGGCAUCCUAAAAUCGAAUUAGUGUUCAAAAAUGUCGAUAGUUAAGGCUUUUAUUACCUAAAAUAACGUAAAAAGAGUAUACUUACAAUUUUUAUGAAAUAUACAUGCUGCUGUAAAAUAUGUUUCCACUGGAAGACAAAUAUCAGUUUCGGAAUAGCAAAAACAAAAUUUUGUAUAAUACAGAGAGAAAUACUCGGCACAUUAUUAUCUCCGAGUCAAGUGUUCUUUUGUAAUUUCACAAAUUUCUGUGCACAGAUCUGUGAAAACGCGAAAAAUUGAGGAAACUGAAACAUAGUACAACAAAGAAUACCCUAAAAUUUAUAGCUCUAUAAACUUUAAGAAAAUUUUAGAUCGAAGAAGCAACAUUAUCAGAACAAUUCAAAGGAUUUGUGAAGACAACUGGUGAUGGAAAGGGCAAAGAAGGCGACUUUGCCAGUUCCAUCUGUGUGGGAACAUUGAUACCUAAAAUAAGUGAAGCUUAUCCAAAUACGACGACCAAGUUCGUGUUGCUGCCUCAUGGUCUGCCGGAAAUGACGUUUGUGGAUGGAGUCAGUUCCAUGGAUUUGAGAAGUAAACUUUAUUUUAAUUUUAUCUUGGUUAAAGUUGCCUUACUUCUAAUAACAUCCGAGUAGACGACUUUCUUGGAGAAUAUUAUUUUUAACUUCUUUUAGCUCGAAUUCUCACGUAUGUGGAUGAUCACGGUGUGGACAGACAGAUUCUGGUGUCUUCUGCUGAUGGUUUGGCUGACAUCAAGAUGAUGGCAGAAGACGGUAGAUUCAGUGGGGAUUUGAAGCUUAGGAAGUUGAAUGUCAGACUUCACAGAAGUGGUAUAGCUGGCGUCGAGCCGGACUCGAUUGCCCAGCUCGCGCCCUUGGCCAAGACAUUCUUGGGUCCUCAAUUGUCAAAGGGACUAAAGCAAGGUCUACCGUAUCCACUGAAGGUAAGCCUCAUGACUAUAAUUUUUCGUGUAUAAGGUAUAGUUUGUGUUUUUAUGUGCAAUUUUAUUUGUUUUAGGGUUCGAUAACCUUUAUUGACCCGAAGCUCAGCCUUCACGAUGGCUACGUGAGAUUGGCUACAGACUUUGAACUCGGUGAAGAAAGCCUAAGAAGUAAGGUGUACGAAGCCUUCGAACGAAUCAAGAACUCAAUCUAG
Molecule: messenger RNA, 2599 nt
Organism: Bursaphelenchus okinawaensis
Lineage: Eukaryota; Metazoa; Nematoda; Chromadorea; Rhabditida; Aphelenchoididae
Source: the annotation of a GenBank genome assembly